AUGAUGGUUUUCUCUACAGCUGCCAGAAAUGUCUCUAGAAGAGCGGUAACGCCCGCUUUACGUAGCGCUCGGCCAAUGAUGAGUACCGUCAAACAGAGUACGAGAAUGGGCUAUAUCAGUCUUAGAUCCAUCUCUUCAGAAGCAAACAAAGAAUCAAAAACAGCUGAAAGCGACACAGCCAAAGAAAGUGAUGCAGAAUUGACUGAUGAACAGAAAAGAAUUAAGGAACUCGAAACCAAGCUUGAAAGCAAAAAUAAAGAGGCUGUCGAGCUAAAGGACAGACUAUUAAGAUCUGUAGCAGAUUUCAGAAAUCUACAGGAAGUCACCAAGAAAGAUAUAAAGAAGGCCAAAGAUUUUGCUCUCCAAAAAUUUGCGAAGGACUUGCUAGAAUCUGUUGACAACUUUGGUCACGCCCUAAAUGCUUUCAAACCGGAAACUCUGGAGGAGUCCAAAGAGAUUGACGAUUUGUAUACUGGCGUUAAGAUGACCAGAGAUGUAUUCGAAAAGACGUUACAAAAGCACGGUAUCGAGAAGCUUGAUCCUAUUGGCGAACAAUUUGAUCCAAACAAGCACGAGGCCACCUUCGAACUACCUCAACCAGAUAAGGAGCCUGGUUCUGUUUUCCACGUUCAACAGGUUGGAUUCACAUUGAACAAUAGAGUCAUUAGACCAGCAAAGGUUGGUAUUGUCAAGUCCACUGAUGAGUAA
Messenger RNA from Zygotorulaspora mrakii, 708 nucleotides. RefSeq names its product mitochondrial nucleotide exchange factor MGE1 (gene MGE1). The coding region runs from base 1 to 708 and encodes 235 amino acids. Gene Ontology annotation, molecular function: adenyl-nucleotide exchange factor activity; protein-folding chaperone binding; protein homodimerization activity. The transcript has a single exon. Gene Ontology annotation, cellular component: PAM complex, Tim23 associated import motor. Lineage: Eukaryota; Fungi; Ascomycota; Saccharomycetes; Saccharomycetales; Saccharomycetaceae. Gene Ontology annotation, biological process: protein folding; protein import into mitochondrial matrix. The record is from RefSeq and is a predicted model, not a curated record.